ACAUACGUACAGUACUUACCCAUAUGCAGUUUUAAAAUGUGUUAUUUGUAUCAAUAUUUUAUUGGACAUACGGUUUAGUUUUAGAAAAUAAGUAACUGUGUGAAAACGUAUGAUUUCACCGUGCACGCGCGAUAACUGGUUUAUAGCCGAAUAAAUUUUGCGCUUAUCGUUUAUUUUCACAUCGGAGUACUUGUAACAAAGUAAAUAAAACGCCGAAUUUCAUAUUUUUGGAAAUGAAAAGUCUCUUUGACACUAUUGUAAUAUUCGGGAUGGUCACGUUCUGUGAGAGUUCCGUAUCCUCACAAGAAGAUAUUUCUGCUUCUGCAGAAAUUACUUUGACGACAGCCAGGGAUCUUGGCGAUGUUUCUCCGAAACCAACGAGUUUAUACAGGCGGAUAAAUGUUGAGCGCAUCGACGAGUUCUCAAGCACUCCGCUGGAUCUGUUCCGUGUUAGAGAGCCUCAGAGAAGAAGUCACAUGGACUCUGUAUGGAAGUGGGACUUCUGGUGCCAAUUACAGCCGAAAAUCGGCAAAUGUUCCGACACUACGCGACGAGAGCAAUCAGGAGGAAUAAGGCAGAGCUACUAUUAUGACGCCCAACUGGACACAUGCUUGCCGUUCGCUUACUCCGGAUGUGAUGGCAAUAAAAAUAAUUUCCCAUCAUUAAUUGACUGUGAGCGCCACUGCAAGGGUUCAAGCUACAUGACGUUAAAGGACUCAACCAGAACAACGUAUUGUGCCCUGCAACCUAAUGCUGGAUUAUGCAUGUCUUUAAUAUCAAGGUAUUACUACGACGUGAACGUAAACGACUGCAAAGUUUUCGUGUACGGCGGCUGCGGCGGCAACCAGAACAGAUUCACCACCUAUACGGCUUGUAAGGACCAGUGUAUACAAUAAACAAGAUUUUUU
Helicoverpa armigera (cotton bollworm) is the source of this 908-nucleotide messenger RNA. Its product is annotated as actinia tenebrosa protease inhibitors. NCBI's taxonomy places the organism in Eukaryota, Metazoa, Arthropoda, Insecta, Lepidoptera, Noctuidae. The transcript is spliced from 6 exons. Gene Ontology annotation, molecular function: serine-type endopeptidase inhibitor activity. Bases 234 to 896 code for a protein of 220 amino acids. The record is from RefSeq and is a predicted model, not a curated record.